Molecule: messenger RNA, 1322 nt
Organism: Hevea brasiliensis (rubber tree)
Lineage: Eukaryota; Viridiplantae; Streptophyta; Magnoliopsida; Malpighiales; Euphorbiaceae
Product: (+)-neomenthol dehydrogenase
Exons: 3
Coding region: 15-1142 (375 amino acids)
Cellular component (GO): membrane
Source: RefSeq, a predicted model, not a curated record
CCUUAAUUUAGCUAAUGAAAUUCACACCUUUCUUUUCUCUAUAUAUGCCCACACUAACUUCUUCCUUCCCAUUCCUUCUAUACUCAAAACAACCACCUUGGCUUAUUUGCUCUCCUCCUCAAUCCUCACCAAUCACUACCUUCAAUAAUGGAAGUAAAAGAACACGACCCUUUUCUCUCUUCUCCUCCUCUCUCCUCCUCCAGGUAAGCAAAGCCAAAACCAAACAAAAUAUACAUCAAAAUUUUGAUUUUUUUUUUCUUUUUUCUGGGCGUAACCAUUUUGCAAACAGAUGGUGGUCUAAGGAAACUGUUGCAAUAGUCACCGGAGGAAACAAGGGGAUUGGGUUCUCGCUGGUGAAACGACUUGCAGAGUCUGGACUCACUGUGAUCUUAACAGCUAGAGAUGUAGAGAGAGGGUACAAAGCUAUCGAGCAGCUUAGAAAUGAGCAUGGUGACGGUGAUGAUCUCCAUCUACACUUCUAUCGUCUUGACGUUUCGGAUCCUGCUUCCAUUAAAACCUUCGUUUCGCUGUUUGAGAAGGAUUUUGGAGUCUUGGAUAUUCUCGUGAACAAUGCUGCGGUAUCUUUCAAUGAGAUACAUGAGAACUCUGUGGAGCAUGCAGAGACUGUCGUCAAAACCAAUUUCUAUGGACCCAAGUUGCUGAUAGAGGCACUCUUGCCCAUGUUUCGUCAAUCAACUUCUGCCUGCAGCCGUAUCCUUAAUAUUACCUCAAGACUUGGCUCCAUCAAUAAGAUGAGAAACCCUAAAAUGAAAGAAAUGCUGCUAAGCGAAAACUUAUCAGAAGAGCAGAUUGAAGGGAUGGUAAAUUUGUUUAUUGAAAAUGUGAAGAAAGGAACAUGGAAGAGCCAAGGAUGGCCAGAGAUAUGGACAGAUUAUGCAGUAUCAAAGCUAGCUUUGAAUGCAUAUUCUAGGGUUUUGGCUACAAGAUAUAAGGAUUGUGGAUUGCGUGUAAACUGUUUCUGCCCUGGCUUCACUCAGACGUCUAUGACCAGAGGUAAAGGCACUCACACCGCCACUGAUGCCGCUGAAGUUGGUGCUAGGCUGGCUUUGCUUCCACCGCACCAGCUACCUACUGGCAAGUUUUAUAUAGGGUUUAGCCCUGGCAUUGUUUCUAAAUUAUAGAAUAUAAAUGAUCAUUCAUUUUCUAGUCAGAUAAUGGGAGUAUAAUAUAAUAUAUUUAUUUCCAUGAUUAUAUAGAAUGAUAAUUAAUUAUAAUCAUAGCGAAUCAUGGGUUAAUGUAAUUGGUUUUUUCUCUAUUUUAAGGCGUUAAAUUUCUCUAUUUACCUAUUAUGAUAUACUUUC